AUGGCAGCUUCCAGGCCUGCGAUAAAGACGCUUAGCCAGCAGGACGUGAAGGAUCUCCUGCAGGAUCCGAGCCUGAGGCUGCUGGGCUCUGGCGCCUCCGCCAAGGUUUAUUCGGUUCGCUACGAAGGGCGGACUCGCGCACUCAAGGUCGCGCACAGCCCCGACAUCGACGUCUCGAGCGAGUUGGUGUUCCUCUCGAGCAUCAACGGGGCCGGCGGAGCCCCUGUGCCCUUGGCCGUGGGCACGGAUCCCGACGCGCUGCUCAUGACCUUCUGCGGGAAGCGCACCCUAGGCGACUACGUGAGGCGAGGGCCGAAGUCUGGCGCCUUUUCGCUCCUGCACUUGCUGACCCUGGCCAUGCGCGUGACGGAGCGCCUUCAGGAGCUCCACCGCGCCGGCUUCGUCCACUGCGACCUGAAGGCUAACAAUGUGACAGUCAGGCUGGACUCCGGCCGGAACGUGAAGUCCGUCCAUCUCAUCGACUUCGGCCUCUCCGUCCGCAUCGGGACGAGGCUCGCGCCUCGGAAGAAGAGGCACAACAAGCAGUGGUACUGCGACUGCCGCUACAACGGGUCCGCCCUGCAGCCGUCGUGUGACCUGCCCGGCCUCGCCACCGUCUUCGCGACGCUGUUCGGGGACAGAGACAUCCCGUAGGGCGUAGCAGAGCUGGCCCUGUGCGGGAGCCCCUCGCACGACGAGCGCCCCUCCCUCAAGAAGGUGCGGCGGCGGCUGGCCAAGGCCUGCGUCU
Messenger RNA from Penaeus vannamei (Pacific white shrimp), 748 nucleotides. The record is from RefSeq and is a predicted model, not a curated record. NCBI's taxonomy places the organism in Eukaryota, Metazoa, Arthropoda, Malacostraca, Decapoda, Penaeidae.